AUUGCCAAAAGUAUUGGGACACGUCCAUCAGAUUGCCAGAUGGAGAAGCGUGAUUUGUCACUCCAGGGAACACAUCUUCACAUCUUAGAGUCCAGUUGCGGUUGGCUGAGUUGCUGUUGUUCCCAGUUGCUUCCACUUUCUUAUAAUACCACUGACAGCUGGCCAUGGAAUAUUUAGUAGCAAGGAAAUUUCAUGGAUGGACUUAUUGCACAAGUGGCAACCUUUCACGAUACCACGCUUGAACUCACUGAGCUCCUGAAAGCUACCCAUUCUUUCACAAAUAUUUGUAGAAGCAGUCUGCAUGCCUAG
Molecule: messenger RNA, 309 nt
Organism: Staurois parvus
Lineage: Eukaryota; Metazoa; Chordata; Amphibia; Anura; Ranidae
Source: the annotation of a GenBank genome assembly